This is a messenger RNA of Coregonus sp. 'balchen', 22436 nucleotides long. NCBI's taxonomy places the organism in Eukaryota, Metazoa, Chordata, Actinopteri, Salmoniformes, Salmonidae. The record is from the annotation of a GenBank genome assembly.
GGAGAUUUCACGUGAGAAUACGACAAACCACCUCGCUCACACUGUAAUUCUCUUCCUUUUCCAGUCUCCGUUUAAACUGAGAGUCGGUCUGUUUGUUCUUUCUUUUUGUGGAGGAAUGUGAUAAUCGAAGCCAUUACAAGCUCGUCAACGAAUUUAGGAUGAUACACCCGUGUUCUUCGUUUUGUUUAUCUAUUUUUCACUUCAUGCCAACACUGUAAAUGCAGGGGGUAGAGCGGACUGCUUGUCCGCAAUCAGAAAGUCCACGUCUGUCUGGGGACCGGGUUUAAGAGGAUGUAAGGAUCAAUUAGAUUUUUUCAACCAAAGUCUCCUUAUCAAAAUGCAGAAGGGAAUACGAUUUAAUGAUGGUCAUGUCACCUACCUGGGUCUUUUGGCAAAGAAGGAUGGUACGAGGCGAGGUUGCUUGAGCAAAAAGAGCUCAGACAACACAAAAUGGCACUCAAAGUGGUUCGCUUUAUUACAAAAUAUGCUGUUUUAUUUUGAAAGCGAAUCAAGCUCUCGACCCGCGGGGUUAUACCUGUUGGAGGGAUGCGUGUGUGACAGAGCGCCGUCACCUAAACCCUCACAAUCAUCCAAGGAGUGUUUAGAAAAGCAGGUAGGAAUAACACACAUUCAAGUUCAUAACAUUGUCUUUUUUGGGGGGAAACGACUGUAACUAAAUUACAGGUUGAUUGAAUAAACAUGAAUGAUGCACCAGUUACCGAUGUACAGAUAUCCUCAUGAUGAGGUUGAAAGCAGGUGAUCAUGUGAAUCAGAAGGUUCAGUGUUAUCAGUGCAUGUUGCGAAUCUUUUUUUUGGAAGAGUAGACUAUCCUACUUGAAGUGUUGUCAUUAUUUAUGUUUUUUUUUCCUAUUCCUCUUUAUCCACAGCAAUUAUUCCAUUCCAAUCCAGUGGAAAUAUAACCUACAGUAGGCCUAUAUCAGAUUACAUUCAGAGCCGUUUGCUCAGUGUGCGUGUGUUAUGCAAUCUGCAUCGGAUUAAUGAUUCCAUUAUCAACACCGAAUUGAAUACGGAGCUGCCUCGCGGUUUUUCUGCAUUGUGCCUUUAUGGGGUUUGCUUAUUUUAGACAAAAAUACAAUAGCAACUAAUUGGAAAUUAUGGAUUUAUAGAAAAAUAUAAAUCCCUUAAUCCAUAUAGCCUACAUAGUCUAUAGGCCUAUAUGAUUUUUAAAAUGUGGUUGAUCUGGACAUAUUAUUGUGGAACCAACGUAACGUUAUUUCACUGAUAUACAGUCAAGUUUGGUGAUACUGUUUUCUUUUUUUCAAGAAAAUUGCGCUAAAGAAAAAAGGUAUUGCAUCCCACAGUCGCCAUCUUGUGGAACACGGACGUAAUACCACUGUUUGACGUAUUGAUUUAACUCUCGCAGACUCGCACUGAUAUUAAUAGCAUCCUACCUUGGCAACUGCGUCUGCAGCAAAUAGUGUUUAAUAACAAGACCGUAGACCUAUUUCAAGUGAGCAUUGGGGUCAUCAUCACUAUUGUUGUUAUGUUUUGGUACACUGCAUUUUUCUCUCAAAGAAAUGGGCUAAGUUAUUCCUUCACAUUGGGAUCAGUGAAUGGUAGGAUGAGGUUGUUCAAGUCUGGAAGAAAAAAAUAAAACAUAAUAAUUUGUCUUGAUUGGCUACUCACUGUAAGCCUAUUAUGAAUAAACAGUAGGCAAUGGUCUGUAAUAUUUCCAGUACUUUCAACUACAUACCCAUUGAUGUGGAAGAAUAUUAUUUAUAAUGCUGGAGUAAAUCUGUAGAAGUAGACACUGUAAGAUACUACUUUCUUACUUCAAGUAAGAUGGUUAACUGAUACCCUUCAUCUUAUUAUAUGGCUCAACUUGUUUCAAAUUCCUUACAGAAAAACAGUCAUGAAAAACAGAAUACAAAAUGGUGCUGUAAUCCUGGUGUUCUCUAUUACUGAUAUAGAAAAGUUAGAAAGAUUGUGCACAUGAAGGAAGAUGUAAUGAUUGUGGAAUGUUUUGUGUGUAGGAUCAUUGGAUUGAGGCUCUAUCUGCUAGUGGUUCUGUUUGUGUCUGUUUUGUUCUGUCUGCUGUUCCUAUCCAUGACUCUAUAGGGCCGUGGUCCAAAGUGAGUCCAGGCCUUUCCUGUGAACAGCUGUCCCUGUGCUGACAAAGCAGUAUGUGGCGUAGUGGCUAAUAUUUUGCUCUCCCAGUUCCCCUCAUAAGAGAAUGAAAACUCCUCAUAUCACGAACGUGCAAAUUGUUACAGAGGAAUUUGUCAGGAAUUUCCUUGUUUUGAUCCAUCCUGUUCAACAUGAUUAUCGGAUGGCUAAAUAAAACAGAGAUUUUGAGGUUGUUUUGAUAGUGUCUGUGGAGUCUGUAUUUGAAGGAAUGAUCCAUUCCCACUUGUCAUGCUCCAUAGCUGCCAGAGUCAACAAGCUCUGUUCACAACUUCAUCCGUGUUACAUAGUUCAGAUUGUAUUUGUCACACCCCAUUGCAUCCUACUACCAUCUCUAAGCCAACAUACAUUACUGUUUAUAGCAAUUAUUUAACAGAAAACAAAAACACCACCAUACUCUCACAUAUAGUACAUGUGAGUGUUCAUUGGUCAGUCAGUGUUCAUUUGGUAAAAGAUGAGCAAUACAUUAUAAAUUAUAUGCCAUUAUUUAAUAUACAGAUGCCUAAUCUUAAUUAGAUCACUUUUUUGUUGCUGAGAAUUUUCGUGCACAGCAGGAAAUGCAAACUUGUAGUGUAUUCAAGUUUUAAAAAGGCUUCUAAAGUUUGUAAUUUCCACUUUAAAAAGUCAGACUUGAUUUGCCCUAACGAAAAAUCUAUCAACCCCUACAAAAAAUGUCCAUUAAUUAUAAUCCACAUAAUAAUUCACAUUUCAUGUUGCUGCAGGAUUCUUUUCCUGCUGUAGCAAACGGGCUCAAAUUAAGAUAUGGCAUCUGUAUAAGAAUGAGCUGUAUAUUUAUGUCUUAUGGGUAUGUAUAAUCAGAGACCAUUCACCUUGUUUGCACACAAGCAAGUUUAUCCUGAAUGAGGAUAUUGGAUGGCACAGAGACAAUCAACAGACUAAAUCUGUGACAACCCUAGGAUUAAAGAUAAUCUUCUAUAGUCAUGGUAUGCUGGUUUGUAAUGAAUGUUUUCUAUACUAUUCAUAUAACUUGUAUCAUAUUUCUCUCACUCCCAUUUCUGCCCUCACACAUUGGCAGAUUUACAUGAAAUUUUACUGUGAAGUGAAAUGCAAUGAUGCAGGUCGUUGUGAAGUUUGACAGCUUUAGGGUCCACCAUAUUGAUGAGAGCGCAGACAGACAGGGAUGCCGGUGCUUUCUAAAGAGAGCAUUAAUGCCCCAGGUAGAAUGACAGGUCAGUAGAUAUCUUGCCUUUCUCAUAUUUGCAUAAGAAUCAGGUGUUUAAAUUACCUUUUAACUGUCACUACAGUUCUGGAUUGAGCAUUUAUUCCCACAUUUAUAUUUGUCCCCAAAAACCAUUAACUAAAGAAUGCUAAUGUAUUUGAGCCCAAGGUUCCUAUGGCAACCUUAUUUGCAUCUAAAAUAAUGAUGUGUGGAAGGGCUAGGGGACUGCAGAGAGUAUCAGUGUGUCGUCGCGACUCCGCUCCCUUCCCCUAUUAAUACAACCAACCGCGCUAUCUGUGCUAAAUUUGUUCCUUGCAGUACCUCGUAGGGGUCAGGGCCCAUUUAUAGAAAAACACAGUCACUCCUCUUUGGAGAACAGCAGCAUUUUCUAGCAUUCCGCAGCCAGUGAUGGCUGAUAUAUUUCUGUUCUGUUCUUUCUCACCCCACUUUGAGGUAGCUGAAUGAGUGUAUGACACUCAAAGCCAGACAGAAUAUUGGGAAUUGUUCUUGCUAUGAGCAAAAACCUGUAGUAGAUUGCCUCUAUACAGUAUAUUUUACCACUUAAGUUCUCCAACAUUGUGCAGAAUUAAAUGGCAGGAUAAUAUGUGACUUGUAAAAAUAGCUAAUUCACAGGAAGGGAAGCAUAGUUGGGAGGAAAACUAUUGACGCUGCAUGCCUGGUUGCUCUUGUGGACAGGUGGGAUAUUGUUUUAUUACAAAGGCCUCUGCUCUGGCUUUUUUGUUAUUCUGUUAGGGGAAUGGGUUGCAGGUACAGGCAUGUAGCAGAUGUUGGUUUAGGCUGUAUCACAACAUUGACUCACUUACUCGUGACUUAAACCUGUUUAUUCCUUCCUUGGGGAGCAUAGGUCAUCCACAAUUUUCAACCAGCAGGCACAACAUUCCAUUAUCACAACAUUGAUUUUCUAGCGUCAUGAGAAAAAUGUUAUUCAUUACUUACAUCUCCAAAACAAACAAUUAUUCAGUUCAGAUCAUCAGGAUUGCAGCAUUGAUUGUAUAUGUUAAGAAACCAUUGAAAGUGUGUGAGUGGUAUGACUCAGCCGUAAACAUAAAGCGUGAAGCAGGCUGUGUGUUAAACAAGCCACUCUCCCUGCUCUUAAAGAGAGGAUGAAGGAAAACUACAACAACAACAAGCAUGCAUCCCUGACACAAAUAGAUUAUUUUUGAAGGGAGGAUGAAUACCUAAUGAAUGUGAAGAUUGAAAAGCAUUCAGCCAUGAAUAGUGAUGAGGUACAGGUUGAUGGGCGCCUGUUGGACAUCUGCAGGCCAAAGAUAAGGCUUGGCUUUCACUCAACAUGGUUGCUGACAAAGUACACACAAGGAGUCACAUUUUUAACCUUGACCGUGAUUCCAAUGUGUGAGAUGUGAUAAUGUAGACGUUCUUUUGCCAAGCAGCACUGAUCUUUUUCCAUCUUGCCAUGCCAUUCGUUGUGUGUUUUGGUGUGGUCAGACCAUUUUUUUUACAAGAAAAUUGUAAGAGCAAUGAGAUUCUUAUUUGAAGAAGGAAAACUCAUCAAAUGUUAAGGGAGUGUUAAAUGUACAACAACAGUGUAGAAAUGGACUAUAUGUACAAAACAGUAGUCUGGCAUGGUCUGAAAUGAACUUUUGUUUAAUCAACUAAUGUGGAUGGUCUACGAUCGUGACUGUGAUGGAUGGUCUAUGAUCUGUGAUGUCUAUGAGGUGACUGUGAUGGAUGGUGCAUGGUCUAUGAUCGUGACUGUUAUGGUUCGUACACAGACCUAGUGGUGCUGGGGAAUUCAGCGCAGAGAAGACCUGCUUAGUUAAAAUGGAGUGAGACAAGAAGCGCUAAGAGCCUAUCCAUUCGCACAGAGUGGAGUUGCUAGGUAACAGGUAGCACACAGUUAUGUAAUUGGCAAUGCCUCCAGCUUACAUGUCUUAUGGCUUUUCCUCCUGGGAACCAGAGCCAUCCCAGGCAGCCAGGCAGUCAGGGGGAGGCUUCCUACUAAAAGCCCCAUCGAUUGAGCUGGUGGGUGAGGAUGUGGGUUUCCCUUUCCCACCCCCCUCUGUGCUGUUUACUCCUAAUGUCAACAGUGAGAAAGGAUAGAUGUGUGUCUGCAGCACACAGAUUUUUAAGGGCCAAAAAUGCUCUUCAUAUUUUUCUGGUAAAAUAUACAUUUGGUGUAAUAGUUUUUGUGGUGUAGCAUUGACUGACCUUUUCAUUGCAUUUUGUGGUUAUAACAUGUUAUCUCAUUUAGAUUCCUAUGGAGUAAUACAAAUACUUUUUAUCAUACAAUGUAUUAAAAAACAAAGAAUACAAAUGCCUCCUUACCCAUGCAAUCUAGUAAUCUGUUUAAGAGCUAAUUAAACCCUUGCUUGUUUUGGUGUGUUUCAGUACUACUUCACCGUCAAUUUCACCCAUGAAAACCAGAAAGCCCUGGAGUUGCGUACAGAGGAUGUAAAGGACUGCGAUGAAUGGGUGGCGGCAAUAACACAUGCCAGGUACCAGGCCUCUACUACUCCCCUCUCUACCCAGUCAACAACUGCAUCAACACACACAGGCUAUUAUUGAUGGUUACUGUAUGGCUGGGUAUAAUCUCUUACUGUAGAUAUGACAUGAGGCAUGGUUUGAAACUUGAGGUGUGAUAAAAGUGUCAUGCAGCAUUAAGGCAAGCUUAUUGACAUACAGUUCUGGGGACAAAUGCUAAAGAAAAUCAGAUAGGGGCCUUGAGAAGGACUGUGCAAAGGCCCCCUGUUUGGCUUUUUUAAAUGUCCCCUGAGGUAAUAGUAUGUAUGCAGCUCAUGUUAAAACAUAUUGCUGACAUCGCUCUGGUGUUGGAUUUUGUUAUUUAACUGUUGGUAGUGAAUUGGUAUUGUAUGAUUUCAGUUGAAUGAAAUGGGGUGACUGGUGAUGUAGCCUACUUUAUAAUAAUAAUUGUGAAAUAUGCAGUGCCGUUGUAAUAAUUGGUGGUCUAUUGUGACUGUGGAUUUGGGCAGAGUUCUGAGGUUAUUCUAAACCAGGGAUGGGAAACUGGCGGCCCGCGGCCCCCCUUUUGUAGGCCUGCGGAUCAAUUUAAAUGUUUAGGAACUCAACUUACUGUUGAGAGUUAAAAUACUGGAAUAAACAAGGUGCAAUUUCGAAAUGUGGUUGUACAUCGCCCGUUUUUCUCUUGUUAUGUCAUGUUUCCAUUAACUUGUCCAGUGAUUUCUUUUUUCUUUUUCUUUUUUUUUCUCUUAGAAAAUAGAUUUGACAAUUGCCUGCUACGGUGCGUUUCCAUUUAACAAUCUUGUGUCGAUAAAAACAUCUGGACGUAAUGACAUACACCUAAAAAAUAAAACUUGUUCCCAAAAAACCUACCGUGUCUAAUAUAAAUUCAUUGGUUGAAGUGUUUCCAUUACCCAUUUAGGCAAAUUGCGUAUUAAUAAAUUGUCGACAGCCUGUGUGCCCUCCCACCUAUCUGAUUCAUGUCUCAGGUAGCCCGCAAAAGCCAGCAUGGAUAGAAUGCAAGAAUUUACUAAUAUUUGCCAUAUUCUAAUAAUUCUCAUGUGCCAACAUAUCGCCACGGUCUGUGCCAUGGUGAAUCCAUGGUGAAUCCGUGCCAGAUCUGAAAUAAUUGGAUGGUGAAACUUGUAUCAAGCCAACCAGAAAAGCAAGGCAAAGCAAUUCAGCCAUUCUUAAAAGUCAGGAUAGGAUCCUGCAAAGAAACAUCAUUUUUAUAGUUGAAAAAUUGAUUAAGCACGCAGCAGGCAUUUGUGUGGAGUGGAGCUUCAUUCUAUAGGUACGUGUUGACAUCACGUGUCCCACGUACCUUAAAGAUUAUUUGGCAAAUAUCAUUUAUUCGAAAAACACAGUUUCCAUUAUCAUUUGUCGCGAUAAAGAAAGUUUGGCAAAAGACAAAUCCAACCCUGUCUAAUAGAUAAAAAUGUUGUCGAUCUUUAGAAAAUGUAUUCUCUAUAUACCAUUUCAAUUACACAUUAUUUUUGCAACAUUGCUUUUGUCUAAUAAACCUGGGUCAGUGGAAACAUGCCUACUGACAGUCACUCGAUUAGCCAAUGUCAGCUAACAUUAUUUAUAUAAAAAAAUAUGUUUAGCGGCCAGCUAUCUAAACCUGUAGUAAUCAUAGUCGAAUUACCGACCUAGCUCCCAUUGAUUUUGUUAGUCACUCUCACUCAGAUAUCAUAUAAACAUUUCUCUCCACCCUAUGCCAAAAUGUGUAGAAUUGUGGAAAAUUAGCUGUAAAAUUAGAGAGAAAAAUCUCUGACCCAUGGCAAAAUGAGUAUAAUUGCAUGAAACUGCAUAUAAAAUUGCUAAAUCUUCUCUCCGCCCCAUGGAAAAAUGCAUAGAAUUGCAGCUAAAUGGGGGGGGGGGGGAUACGCAGACCAGCGAGCCACUAUGAUAAAUUCAGAUUUUUUGGUGGCCCCUACCCCCACCAAAGUUGCCCAUCCCUGUUCUAAACCAUAUGGGCCUGCUGUAUUUUGGUUGUUUAUCUGCCGAGACAAUAUACUGUAGUAGCACUUCAGUGAACACAAAGGAUAUUAAUAUUUCACAGCACUCCAUUAUGUGAAUGUGCAUAGACCUACACACCUGAGAGGGCUGUAUGGGUACAGGUGUGUCUGUGGGACGGGGGUGGAUUGGUGGAUGUAUACAGUCUGCAUAUGGGGGAGCAUAUAGAGUCUUGAGUGUGUCUGGAGCUUUGAAUGUAUGGAAACAUGUCUGUGGUGAGUUGCUGCCGUGUGUGUGAGUGUGUGUUUCCUGUCCACAGUUACAGGAACCUUGCCACAGAGCAUGAGACGCUCAUGCAGAAGUAUCUCCAUCUACUCCAGAUCGUGGAGACAGAGAAAACGGUUGCUAAGCAACUUCGACAACAGAUAGAGGACGGGGAAAUAGAGAUUGAACGGCUAAAAUCAGAGGUAAUAUUCAUAAUGAUUCUUUCUGCCUCAGUGGGGGAUUGUUAUGUUUUUGCUAUACUGAACAGGAAAUGGAUUGGAGCUUGUGUGGGAUCUAGGGCAACUACAGUACAGUUAAAUGUCUCUCAGGAGCACCGCUCAAGAUUUCUAGGAUUUUGUCAUCUGAGUGAACUGAAAUGGAUAAGGGCUGUGCUAGUUUUUUCUUUAUGUCUAUCUUAUUUGAUCAUGAGAGAGCGAGAGAGAGUGAUUGGGAGAGAUUGGGAGAGGAGAAAUGGGAGCGCCACUCUGUCACGAAGAGAUGUGUGCAGACCCACCGGGCUGCACUUUGCAUCUCCACUCAUAAAUAAUCCCUCCAAUAGAACUAUGCUCCCUGCUGUAUUCUUCAGAUCAAAUAGUCAUUUUACUUUAAUGUGCAAAUGUGGGGCUUGAAAUGAAAUGGUCUGCUGAAUAUGCAUGAACAGGGCUUUAUUAUACACAGUGCAUUGCCCCCCCGCCCCCCACAAACAUAAUAAUAAACUCUAUCAGUCUAUACAAAGUAAAUGGGGACACUUACCUUCAGACAGUUCUGGGCAGCUCCCAGCUCUUUUGUGCAACACAUUUAUCGCUUUUCAAUGUACAGCAGCACAGUAUCGCACAGUGCGUCUGCAUUUCUAACCAAUGGAAAAGAGUGCUGAUUUAGAGAUAUUAGCCAAGUGAACAGAGUUAGUAUUUCCACCACCACUACCACAUGUCAGAGCUGGCAGCUUUGACAGCCUCUAAUCUCAUUUGACACAGUCACUUUGUUAAUAUGCUGGGAAGUGAGGAGGAAACUUGGAGAGCUGGUUGUGAGUGAUGAUGACUGGUCUAUCCUGUCUGUGGAUGUUCUCUUUGGCAGAUUUCCGGGCUGCACAAAGACAACGGGAAGAUCCAGUCUAGUCCAACAGCCGAACCCAGCGAAGAUGAUGACUCUGAACUCAAGAAAAUCAAAAAAGUACAUCUUUACACAAAAUAUUUUAGACUAUUUUCUGUAUAUUUGCCAAUGUUGGGGGGAAAAACUCACCUUCCAUUCCCCACAAUUCCCGUGGUCUACUAGGUGCAGAGUUUCCUGCGAGGCUGGAUGUGCAGGAGGAAGUGGAAGACCAUCAUCCAGGACUACAUCCGGUCUCCCCACGCAGAGAGCAUGAGGAAGAGGAACCAGGUGGUGUUCAGCAUGCUGGACUCUGAGGCUGAGUACGUCCAGCAGCUCCACAUCCUGGUCAACAACUUCCUUCGACCACUCCGUAUGGCCGCCAGCUCCAAGAAACCACCCAUCACCCACGACGACGUCAGCAGCAUCUUCCUCAACAGGUGUGCAGCUGUAGAUGAUCACACCAAGCUAACCACUCACACUGCUGUCUCUCACCUCUCUCUGGGAGACAGUGAUACGACUGUCUCAAUGCUGUAGGAGUUUAUGUUCAUGCAUUACAACUAUGGUCGAUAAUGAAAACAUAAUGACACUAAGCUGUGUCAAAGCCUCAUUCUAAGAUGUUUAUUUAUUUUAUUUAUUUAACCUUUACUUAUAUAGGUAAGUCAAUUAAGAACAGAAUCUUAUUUGCAGUGACGACCUGUCAAGAGGCAAGUGCAGCGAUAUAACAUUUAAACACACUUGCACAUACAGGCGUAUUCGCUGUUUGCAUGUUUAAAUCCUUUUCACAUAACUAUGGCUACUGCAUAUUUUUCUCAGAAUGGACACUUAUAGUCUUGUUGAUUUCCCCUUUUCUUUAGUGAGACCAUCAUGUUUCUGCAUCAAAUAUUCUACCAAGGGUUGAAAGCAAGAAUAGCAAGCUGGCCAACAUUAGUUUUGGGUAAGCUGACUAAACUCAUUUUUUGGGGGUCACUCAAAUGGAUGGAUGAAUAUGAUAAUACAAUGCCCCAAUUGUCUUCAAUAUCAUCUAUCAAUCUCUCAUUCAGUGUAUCAAUCUCUCAUUGGUCCUCUCUUUCCACAGCGGACCUGUUUGAUAUUCUACUGCCCAUGCUAAACAUCUACCAGGAGUUUGUGAGGAACCACCAGUACAGUCUGCAGAUCCUGGCCCACUGUAAGCAGAACCGAGACUUUGAUAAGCUGCUGAAGCAGUAUGAGGCCAAGCCAGACUGUGAGGAGAGGACUCUGGAGACCUUCCUCACCUACCCCAUGUUCCAGGUGGGCAUACAGUACAGUAUACACUACUGUCUUGUCGUUGACUGUCCAGACCCUGUCUCUCACCUGAAACAGCUCUCUCUGUUCAGACAAAGUCUCCUCCACUGAUCACCAACAACACAGCAGCCAUUUGUCUCACAUGCCUUUGCUCAGAAUAUCCCUGUUAUGUUUUUCAUAACCACAUAAACCGGUUGUUUGUGAAGCUCAAGGUUUCAUAAUGGCUCUUUUCUGGCAAGGCAUGCAGUUUCAGUGCAGUCUGCUCCACUGGGGUCUAGUUUGGACUCUGCUGUGUUGGUAAUACAUUUCUGCUGAUGACUGUGGAUGUGCAUAGAGAUCCCCACCGCUACGAGUUUGUGUGUGUAUGUGUGUGUGUUUGCACGCAAUCUUGUAUGCAAGUAUGUGUGACUCACCUGCCCCUAUUCAUUCCCUGUCACUCCAGAUUCCCCGCUACAUUCUUACUCUCCAUGAGCUCCUGGCCCACACACCACAUGAGCAUGUGGAGAGGACGAGUCUGGACUAUGCCAAGUCAAAGCUGGAGGAGCUGUCCAGGUAUACCUGCCCUACCACCUUAUAGCACCAAAGCAGCACACAGGACACCUCAGUUUAUCAAUGCUUACCUAAGUUGUUAAACACAAACACAGUAGGAUAAUUGCUUACUGUACAGAAUGUAUACACACUGACAAAGUGAAUACAAUGACAUUCCAAAUGUGAAAAGACCAACCUCUCUGCCCCUAGAAUCAUGCAUGAUGAGGUGAGCGAGACAGAGAACAUCAGGAAGAACCUGGCCAUUGAGCGCAUGAUCGUAGAAGGCUGCGAGAUCCUCCUUGACACCAGCCAGACGUUCGUCAGACAAGGUAAGCGCUCAGAGAAGAUCCACAAAGGAAGCCCAGAUCCCACAUAAGGACACUAUCAUAGAAAUUGAUUUUCUACCUCUCAACUGUUUGACUGCCAGCCCCUUUGUGUUCUCACAAAUUCAAACAACCAUAGCCCUACCUGAGCCUCCAUAAGGGAAAGACUUAACCAGCGGCUUGGCCCAUAUAAUCCUGUCUGCCUCUGAAGAACAGCAUGUACUGAAAGUGGGCCGACUCUAUCAUUUCCAAGGGUAAUUAGACUGUUAGGAGGCAAUACGACAGUGAGUCAAGGUUUGUAAAUGUCAUACAUCCCCAACCGGCUUUGAUGGACGUUUAAAGAAGAGGCAAAACAUAUAGAGAAAUGGUUUAACCCUACAGUAUGUAUAUAUCCCCCCAGUCAGUGAACAGGUGAGGGGAGGCCUCUCCCAGUCUUGCAGUACAGUUGAUCUGUGGGCCUCUCGUCACUGACAGGGCCCCCUGCUGUCUGUCUCUCUCCCUCCUGCCAUACAGGCUCUCUUAUCCAGGUGCCAAUGAGUGAGAAGGGCAAGAUCACCCGUGGGCGACUGGGCUCUCUGUCUCUGAAGAAGGAGGGGGAGAGGCAGUGCUUCCUCUUCUCCAAGCAUGUCAUCAUCUGCACCAGGGGCUCUGGAGGGAAACUGCACCUCACCAAGGUGGGCGUGCCCUGGGCUGCUGAGCCUGCUAUACAAUCUCUCAAGAUGCAUCAUUUACCAAACUCCCAGAGCUUAAUGUAAAAUAAAAUAACAUUCAGGGGAUACAGUACACAGAUGAGGCUUUAGUUAAUACACAGCAAAUUGGCCUUGAUUUGAUUUUGUUACCUAGUGUUGAUUUUUCAGUGUAACAUGUUUAGUGUUUAUUCAGGUGUUAAAUAAACACUAAUUGGUGUAAAAGAACCCCAGUGUUGGUGUUAAUAACCAGUGUUAAACAAAAACAAUUAUUGCAUUUCCCAGAAUGCUCUAGUGUUGGUUGGUUUUUAGAAUUGUUUGUUUCAAUAUUUAUGUUUUUGCAUGUACAUUGAUUGAUUAAUUAAUCAUAUGCUACUCAUAUAUAAAUAACAUACAUUUUUCUAAACUAAUCUAAUCUGUUUGUUGGACUUAUUGCACCCAUUACUGAAAUGGUUGUUCCAGUUUAGAUGGUUAAUAUCUUUAUCACGACUCAGGAUAAGACCCAGAUGCAGACAGUUCGAAAUAGCAAAGGUUUAUUUACAAAAACGGGGCAGGCAAACGACAGGUCAAGGGCAGGCAGAGGUCAGUAAUCCAGAGCAAAGUCCGAAAGGUACAGAAACGGCAGGCAGGCUCAGGGUCGGGGUCAGGACAGGCAGAGGUUGGUAAUCCAGAACAGUGUCACAAGGUACAGAACGGCAGGCAGGCUCAGGGUCAGGACAGGCAGAAUGGUCAAAACCGGGAAAAACUGGAAAAACAGGGGCUAGAGCAAAACAGGAGUACGGGAAAACCGCUGGUAGGCUUGAUGAGACAAGACAAACUGGCAACAGACAAACAGAGAACACAGGUAUAAAUACACUGGGGGUAAUGGGGAAGAUGGGCGACACCUGGAGGGGGUGGAGACAAGCACAGACAGGUGAAACAGAUCAGGGUGUGACAAUCUUAGUCUUCCCAACCUUGCAAUCGUUCUGAAUUCAAAAUGUUAGAUAUCCACACUCUGGCUGGAUUCCAAUAGAAAUUACACAACACUUUGCAAGCCAUCAUAAUGUGACUUUCAGACCUGAAAACCUUGAGUUUCAGGCCACUGUAUUAGGGUAAAACUAGGCCCUCAAAAUAAGGCCUUAUUAAUAAAUAAUUUUACUGCAGUGGGCUAAAUCAGUGUUUCUUGGUAGUCUUAAACAAAUCUGCUUUGAAACAAAAGUAUGCAUCUCACACACAUGUUUAUGGGCUUUAUAAAAAGAAGACACCUGUACCAUGUCAGAUAUAGAGUUAAAUGUAUACAUUUUGAGUUUUCAUCCCAAUAUAACACUUUAUAUACAUUACAGAAGACUGAAAUGUAACAAAACCGUUUGACAUAGAAACACCGGAUUUUCGGCUGUUUUUUUUAACGAAUGUUUAUUAAUUAUGAAAUUAUGACAAAUAUUAAUAACAUUCCACCCAUGAGGCCACCAGAGGGCGAUUUGGUCAUUUGACUGCAGGAAAGGACUACAUAGUUGUUGCAGCUGAUUUAAUCUGUUUAUUGACCUGUAGUCCUACAUGUGUUGAAAGUUGUCCUGCUACAUAAUAAUGUCAGUGAUAUUGUUAUUGAUUAUUCAGUAGUGGAGGGGAUUCUUGGAAUGUGGUUGUGUGUGUGCUAAUGCAUAUUGUAUGUUAAUCUCAGAAUGGCGUGGUCUCUCUUAUUGACUGCACUCUUCUGGAAGACCCUGAGGGGACAGAUGAUGAGUGUAAGCGCCACACUAUUUCAUUCCUAGCUCACUGAAAUAUGGAGCAUGUAUGCUGUGCUGUAUAAUGUAUGAUUCCUGUAUGUAGAGUGUAACAUAUGGUACAAGAUGUAGAGUCACAAUUUUAUUAACUUUACUAUAGACUCCCAGAAAAGUUUCAUCUGUUCAUCAUCAUUUAGAAGUACAAAAAACCUCUCAUUUAUGCCAUAGUAAUGACCCAUUUCUCCUAUUCACCUCUGUUUUUGUUUUGCCCAAAGCCAAACCAGACAAGGGCGUACAGGACAUGGAGCAUCUGGACUUUAAGAUCGUGGUGGAGCCUAAAGAAGGCCAGUCGUUCACAGUGAUCCUGGUGGCCUCCUCACGGCAGGAGAAAUCUGCCUGGACCAGUGACAUCAGCCAGGCACGUCUGUUCUGCUCUGCAUGCAUUGCAUCUGUCUGUCUCCAGCAGGGAGACAUGGGUGUCUGUCUGCAGAGUGGCUGUACUCACACCUUUCCUCUCCCUCACUCCUUCUCUUCUUCUCUCUUACAGUGCAUAGACAACAUCCGCUGCAAUGGGCUUAUGAUGAACGCAUUUGAGGAGAACUCUAAAGUCACCGUGCCACAGAUGAUCAAGUGAGCCCCAUUCACAACCACAGCAAAACAGUUAAUGAGAUGUUCAUGCAACAUACAGAUCUUUGUGGUGUCUUUAUUUGUGUGUUCUAGUGUUUUCAUAUGUGUUUGUGUGUUUUUCUGUGAGCAGGUCAGACGCCAGCCUGUACUGUGACGACGUGGACAUCCGUUUCAGUAAGAUGAUGAACUCGUGUAAGGUGCUACAGAUCCGCUAUGCCAGCGUGGAGAGACUCCUGGAGAGGCUGACGGACCUGCGCUUCCUCUCCAUCGACUUCCUCAACACCUUCUUGCACUCCUACCGUGUGUUCACCAGCGCAAACGUGGUGCUGGACAAACUCAUAACCAUCUACAAGAAACCCAUCAGUGCCAUCCCAGCCCGGUAAGGCCAUAAAGGAGAUGCUAGUACUUUAGCCUUGACUUUGACAAACACAGCCAGCAAAAUGUCCAGAUCUAUCUCAUGCAUAGUGCUUUAGCUGUUUAAAGAAGAUACAUAUUCAGUGUUUUUGCAUUGCCAUGUCCCCGACACAGUAAAGAGGGCUGAAGUUAGGGCUGAUGACGAUAACAUCCCCUGACAGGCCCAGCAGCCUAUGGCCUCAUCUGGCUGCCUCUAUCUCCUUUAGCCCAACACUGAUUUCCUCACAGCUCUACUUCCACAGCCCACAGUAUUAGGUUUUCUUAACCGCGUCCUGUGUGUGUGUGUGUGUGUGUGUGUGUGUGUGUGUGUGUGUGUGUGUGUGUGUGUGUGUGUGUGUGUGUGUGUGUGUGUGUGUGUGUGUGUGUGUGUGUGUGCGUGUGUGUGUGUGUGCACGUGUGUGUGUGCACGUGUGUGCGCAUGUGUGUGCGCGUGUGCGUUUGUGUGUGUGUGUGUGUGUGUGUGUGUGUGUGUGUGUGUGUGUGUGUGUGUGUGUGUGUGUGUGUGUGUGUGUGAGGGAAGGUGAGAUGAGGUGAGGUGAGGAGAGGUCAUGUCUGUGUGUGUCAGUGUGGUGUGUGUUCUGAGUGAGAAGGCAGUAAUUGGGCCCAGACUCUUCUCCUGCCUGCCUAAGAGCGUCUCAGCAGGGCUCUGUCGCUGUCACCUUAGCAACCGGUCUCUCUGCUGCAGGACUCCACCCUCCCCUGGUCUGCAGAUGAUCUAUAGCAUGAAGUAUUUAUGGUGCGUGUUGUCGAGCAGAGCAGACCCCUUCUCCGGCCUAGUAUAGUGAGCCCAGCUCCCAGGCUCAGAUCAGGGGGAGCUCCCUCCCCAUGCCCACACCCUGCAGCAUGUUCUCCUGUGGAGCCUGUCAUGUCUCUGUGAGCCAUCGCCACUCUGAUGCUUGUGUCAGCAGCAUGGCCGCUCGCUCGCGGUGUCACUCGCUGUGCUAUUUAUGGGAACUCGUGAGGUCGCGAUGAGGGUGGCAGUGAGUGGGAGAGGUUUUCUGCAACAUUGUAUCAGAUUUUUUUGUUUUGUUGCAGAAAUACCAUGUUGCCUUGUAUUGUCGCUGUUGACAAUGUAUUGAUUUCUAUAUUUAACACAGAAAGACAUGCAUAAUUCUGAUAUCUUUGUUCUUUGCAACACACUGAAGUGCUGAAGUACGUAGCUACAAUACAUUCUUCUGACUAGAAUAAAAUGUGUUGUUUUUCCCUGAUGCAGAUCCCUGGAGUUGUUCUUUGCCAGCAGUCAGAACAAUAAACUCCUAUAUGGGGAGCCUCCUAAAUCCCCCAGGGCCAGCCGUAAGUUCUCCUCCCCCCCUCCCCUGGCUAUCACCAAGACAUCGUCCCCCAACCGCCGGCGUAAGCUCUCCCUCAACAUCCCCAUCAUCACUGGAGGAAAGGCUCUGGACCUGGCCGCCCUCAGCUGCUCCUCCAACGGCUAUGCAAGCAUGUACUCCUCCAUGUCCCCCUUCAGCAAGACCACCCUGGACAUCAACAAGUUAUAUGUCACCAGCCCCAUCACCAGCAAGAUCCCUGCUGAGGGAGAGGGCAAGACAGACAAGGCAGAGGAGACCACUGUGUCUAAACAAGGUAAGCCAGCUAAUCUGCACUGUGGAGAUGGGGGGAUUUAUGUCCUUACUGGUGCUUCUAAAGAGGAAUUUGGGCUAUUUAUUUGAAUAUAGAAUGAGGGUGCAGGAUUUGAAUCAUGAGAAGUGUCUAGAAUGUGGUAUUUACUGACCUGUUUUGCGCUUGGUGUAGAUAUUUCAGUUCCGGAGGAAAGUGACAUUGACCAAAACCAGAGCGAUGACGCAGACCCAGAAACGUCUCCUAUCAAGUCGCCAACCACCCCUCAAAAAAAUGUGAAGUGCAAAAACUCCUCAGGUACAUUGUGUCCCAGACAGCACAGUGGUGUUGUUAUCGCUCAGCGCCAUGAUACCAGAGCACCUGGAUCACAUGCUGGCAAGCCACCUGCAUCCUCCUCUCAGCCAAAAUACCCUAUUUAUCAAUAACUCAAAUAUGCUCUUCUGUUAAACAGAGUCAGUGAUAAGGAAUCAAAACAUACAGUUUUAAGGAUUUUUUUAUUGUUUUUAUUUAUAUAUACAGUACCAGUGAAAAGUUUGGACACACCUACUCAUUCAAGGGUUUUUCUUUAUUUUUACAAUUAUUUACAUUGUAGAAUAAUAGUGAAGACAUCAAAACUAUGAAAUAACACAUAUGGAAUUAUGUAGUAACCAAAAAAGUGUUAAACAAAUCAAAAUAUAGUUUAUAUUUUAGAUUCUUCAAAGUAGCCUUGAUGACAGCUUUGCACACUCUUGGCAUUCUCUCAACCAGCUUCAUGAGGUAGUCACCUGGAAUGCAUUUCAAUUAACAGAUGUGCCUUGUUAAAAGUUAAUUUGUGGAAUGUCUUUCCUUCUUAAUGCGUUUGAGCCAAUCAGUUGUGUUGUGACAAGGUAGGGGUGGUAUACAGAAGAUAGCCCUAUUUGGUAAAAGACUAAGUCCAUAUUAUGGCAAGAACAGCUCGAAUAAGCAAAGAGAAACGACAGUCCAUCAUUACUUUAAGACAUGAAGGUCAGUCAAUCCGGAUAAAUUUCAAGAACUUUGAAGUUGAAGUUUCUUCAAGUGCAGUCGCAAAAACCAUCAAGCGCUAUGAUGAAACUGGCUCUCAUGAGGACCGCCACAGGAAAGGAAGACCCAGAGUUACCUCUGCUGCAGAGGAUAAGUUCAUUAGAGUUACCAGCCUCAGAAAUUGCAGCCCAAAUAAAUGCUUCACAGAGUUCAAGUAACAGACACAUCUCAAAAUCAACUGUUCAGAGGAGACUGCAUGAAUCAGGCCUUCAUGGUCGAAUUGCUGCAAAUAAAGCACUACUAAAGGACAACAAUAAUAAGAAGAGACUGGCUUGGGCCAAGAAACACGAGCAAUGGACAUUAGACCGGUGGAAAUCUGUCCUUUGGUCUGAUGAGUCCAAAUGUUGGUUCCAACCGCCGUGUCUUUGUGAGAUGCAGAGUAGGUGAACGGAUGAUCUCUGCAUGUUUGGUUCCCAUCAUGAAGCAUGGAGGAGGAGGUGUGAUGGUGUGGGGGUGCUUUGCUGGUGACACUGUCAGUGAUUCAUUUAGAAUUCAAGGCACACUUAACCAGCAUGGCUACCACAGCAUUCUACAGCGAUACGCCAUCCCAUCUGGUUUGCGCUUAGUGGGACUAUAAUUUGUUUUUCAACAGGGCAAUGACCCAACACACCUCCAGGUUGUGUAAGGGCUAUUUGACCGAGAAGGAGAGUGAUGGAGUGCUGCAUCAGAUGACCUGGCCUCCACAAUCACCCGACCUCAACCCAAUUGAGAUGGUUUGGGAUGAGUUGGACCACAGAGUGAAGGAAAAGCAGCCAACAAGUGCUCAGCAUAUGUGGGAACUCCUUCAAUACUUAUUCAUGUUAUUUCCUCUACCUACCAUUAUAAAUAGUCAAAAGUGAUAGAGAAAAAUGCUCCUUUGAGUGUUCUAUGCCUAUUCAAUUGUCAGUGCCAUGGUGCAUACACUGCAGGAAUGCUCAAUUCUGUGUGCAAUGAUCUCUGCCACACAAGAUAAAAUUCAUGCAGACUGUAAUUUGGUGGAGAGAAUAUGAACAUGCAGGGAAAGCCAACGCUAGGAAUGAGUAGGUGUUGGGGAUACUUGUGUCAUAGCAACUACGGUAUGAGCGUGUUUCCCUGCCUGCCGCCCCCGGUAACGAGGUUGUUUUAGUACAAGACAGUCAGUGAAGAAGGCUUCUGCUGUCUGUCUUCCAGCUCUCAGGACAGAAUGUACACCAGGUCAAAGGUGAAUAGAAACCUGGCAUAAUUUACAUUUACAGUACCGUGGCGGCAGGUAGUCUAGCGGUUACGAGCAUUGGGCCAGUAACGGAAUGGUCGCUGGUUUGAAUCCCUAGGUGAAAAAUCUGUUGAUGUGCCCUUGAGAAAGGCACAUUGGUCCUGUAAGUCACUCUGGAUAAGAGUGUCCACAAAAUUGUACUCAGAUCAGUUUUAUAUUACUCUUACCAUAAAGCUCAACUUAUCUUAUUUGUUAAUUAAUCACACAGUAAUGUAUGUUUAUUGUCAGUCAGUGUGCACAGAAACCAGUCCAUUCUUCCAUUAUGCUGAUAUUGGUGGCUAUAUUUAGCUACAUCCAUCUUGAAUAUCAAAGCCUCAUGUAAGGUCUCUAUGUUCUACUGGGAGAGAAUGUGGUGCUAUUGGGUUCUGCUGCCCUCUACCGGAGACAGAAUAAAUGAAAACGUCCUGUUACACAAUGAAUUACACUGACACAAUAGCUAAUGCCUUUUUGGAUAAGAUCCAUUUAGUUGCAUAUCAGGAUUAAUGUUGCUUGCUAACCGUUGUCAACUACCUAUUAAAUCUCAGCGAAAAAGUUAGAGUUGCAGUUCCUACUGAAGUAGUAGUGACCCAUUAGUGACCUAUUGGACACAGACGUCAGUUCAAGGUCUAGUUUUGAUUUACAUUUGGUUGAAUUGUCAACUAUUGUGAAUUCAAUGUGAAAUCAACAAAAAAAUUCACCAUGUCAUUGGAUUUAGGUUAAACGUUAGGUGAAAAUAAUAAAUGCCCUUAUGUUGAUUACUUUUUGCAAAUCCACGUUGAUUCAAUGUCAUCAUAUUGAUUUUUUGGGGUUGAAAUUAUGUGGAAACAAUGUUGAUUUAACCCGUUUUUGCCCAGUGGUUAGAGACCAAUAAAGAGCAUUUGAUGCAGCUGACACUUUCAUGGAUCUCUUUAGUGGCUGUCCUAGUGCAGUCAUAAUCUCAACAAUUAUCUUUUAUUGGCUUGGAAUGGUCUUUCCAUUUUAUACCUACAGUACUUUAUUGUAAAGGUAUCGCAUUACAUCAAUUAAGUUCACUAAAAUGAAUCCCAUGGCAUUUUACAGCCAGUAUAACUGUCUCCAUAUUGUAUCUUCCUGUAGAAUUCUCCCUGUUCUCCUACAACAAUGGCACGGUGAUGUCGUCGUGUCGCCCUGAGAUGGACAACAACAACCGCAGUGCCCUCUCUGCAGCCUCCGCCUUCGCCAUCGCCACGGCAGGAGCCAAUGAGGGCACGCCCACCAAGGAGAAGUACCGCCGCAUGUCCCUGGCCAGCACAGGUACAGAGCGUAUUAAACAUCAGUUCUGUCCACAAUGGGACAAUUUGAGUACACCACAUGUUCAAAAGCAUGAGAACUUUAAUCAUUUUUGUUCUCCUCAAGAUAAAACAAAAUCGAUAUAGUCAUUCAAAAUGUUGGUGUGAUAUUUACAUGGCGUAUUUGAUCAAUUUUCACCAGGGUUCCAAACAGACCAGAGAAAUGGGGACAAAGAGUUUGUCAUCCGAAGGGCUGCAACCAACAGAGUGCUGAAUGUUCUGAGGCACUGGGUGUCAAAACACUCUCAGGUAAUAGUUCCAGAUACAUAGUUAUGAUAAUUCACUACUUCUAAUGUAAAAUUGAGUCCAGGUUUCCAAUCAGUUAACUAUUUUGUAUUUGUGUUGACCUCCAGGACUUUGAGAGUAACACUGAGCUGAAGCUGAAGGUAAUAGCCUUCCUGGAGGAGGUGAUGCAUGACCCGGAGCUGCUGACCCAGGAGAGGAAAGCAGCCGCCAACAUCAUCAGGUACCUACCAACACUACCAUCGCCUCAGCUUAUAGACACUCUGUUAUCAUUGAAUACAUGGGCUAUUACUUCUAUAGGGCUGAUUAACACUGAUGUACAGAGUAAAGAGAAACACAUUAUAAAUACAUACUUGACUCUGUUGUAUGGUCUAUUAGGACCCUGACACAGGAGGACCCUGGUGACAAUCAGAUCAGCCUGGAGGAGGUGACACAGCUGGUGAGUGGGAUGUCUGCAUGUAUCUGGCAGUAAUGUAAAGAAGACACUGUGUUUUACACAAGACGGCAAUUCAGUCAAUAGAGGACAAUCUCUCUUUGACAUAUGUUAGAAUAUAGUGAAGUAGUUGUCAUACCUCGCGUCUUGAGAAUGUUUACCAGUGAUGCUCUGUUGUGUGUGUGCUAGGCGUCAGUAGGGAAGGCGGAGGCGUUUGAGAGCCAUUCUGCCCUGGAGAUAGCAGAGCAGCUCACCCUACUGGACCACCUGGUGUUUAAGGUCAUCCCAUACGAGUGAGUGACACCCAAACACAUGUUGUAUUCUCAGUUGAUGAUACAUACAGAUGUACAAUAUGGGAGAUAUACAGUGAUUUUUGAAUAACAUUCAUGCAGUAUUAAUAAGAAUAAAUUAGAUGUAUUUCUACUUGAUCCUCCAAUAUUGUUUUAUAGAGAGUUCUUUGGUCAAGGCUGGAUGAAGAAUGACAAGAAUGAAAGGACACCAUAUAUCAUGAAAACAACAAAGCACUUCAAUGAUGUAUGCAGCCAACAACGCCCAUCCCCCAACAUAAUAUUACCACUGUACAUCUUCACUUUUUUAUUACAGUGUAUGGCUUUGGUUGUUAUGCAUUAGGAACAUGGCUAUUCCUUGUCUGUCUUGCCUCUGUUAGAUCAGUAACCUGAUUGCCACGGAGAUCCUGCGCUGUGACGACGUGACCACACGGGUGGCGGUGAUGGAGAAGUGGGUGGCGGUGGCGGACAUCUGCCGUUGUCUCCAUAACUACAACGCUGUGCUGGAGAUCACCUCCUCCCUCAACCGCAGCUCUGUAUUCCGCCUCAAGAAGACCUGGCUCAAAGUGUCCAAGCAGGUGGCCACAUCUCCUCACUACACACGCCCAGCUCACUGUGGGCUCGUAGCGUGGUCCUAGUAAUAUUACUACACGUUUUAUCAUUGCACUGGGACCUCAAUACACUCUUAUAAACAGCUUGAUAUGACACCUCAGACCUCUAUGAAUCCGUAUUGCUUAUUAACGAUUACACAUCACUUUAACAAAGGUGAUUAUACCUGGGUGUUUUCCAACAUAAUAUUUUGAUACAGUAUUUUAUUUCAUCCCUCAGACUAAAACAGUAAUUGACAAGCUGCAGAAGUUGGUUUCGUCAGAGGGGAGGUUCAAAAACCUGAGGGAGGCUUUAAAGAAGUAAGUGUUUCUUCUGCUUGUUCUAAUAACUACAAAAGCCAAUGUGUACCAUUCGGGCAGUGGAUCGAUCAAAGUAUAAGCAAAUUGGUGACAUCCUGCUCUUCUGUUUUUCCUUGUAGCUGUGACCCUCCCUGUGUACCAUACCUGGGGAUGUACCUCACUGAUCUGGCUUUCAUUGAGGAGGGGACGCCCAACUACACUGAGGACAAAUUAGUCAACUUCUCAAAGAUGAGGAUGGUAAGCGGUCUCUGCUGUAUAAUAUAAUCAUACAUAAUGUAUAAUAUAUAAUAUAAUGUAUAAUAUAGAGAUAUUAAAAUGUAUUCUCUGGCUUUGUAUUGUAUAUAUGGCUUAUGUUGUUCUCGCUCUGCAGAUUUCCCAUAUCAUCAGAGAAAUUAGACAAUUCCAGCAAACAGCAUACAAGAUUGAUCAUCAGCCAAAGGUAAACUUUUAAAGCUGUUUCGUGCUAAAUUGUGUUAUAUUGUACAUAUAAAGAGAAACAGAAGAAAAUGGCAAUGGCCAUGAGGGAAGUCAAAUUUAAAGUCUGAGUGUCUGUAUUUGUCACAUCGUAUAGAUUAUCGUAGUAGUAGCCAACCUGCUGAAACUGUAUAUUUGUCCUGGUCUAGGCAGCACAGUAUUUGCUGGACAACAGCUCUGUUUUGGAUGAAGAAAGCCUGUAUGAAGCCUCUCUCAGAAUUGAGCCUAAAGUCAACAACUGAAGAGGAUGACAGUUUCCCAAAGUGUACUCUGUUAAAAAACUAUUAUCAUACACAGUAGACAUAAACAAUAACUGG